GCGGGGAGGUUGUGAAGGCGGAUCGGGGGGUGAAGAUGGUACCCAGUGCACACACCCUGUCCUGGAGUUGCUCAAAGUGUGGUGAGAUGCACCACGAUGAAUGCGUCAUCUCGCAGCCGGAAUCCGACACACAUGGGGUUUCGUCUGGAUUUGGCUGCACGAAAUGCAGAGUCCCCUUGAUACCUGCACAGUUGGCGCGCCAAUGGCUAUAUCGCUUGAAGUUGACUCUCUGGGGAAGAAGACAGUCUCUACACUCGGCCCUGUACUUGAAAGACUUCGCAGAUUGGGCGGUGCAUUCAAAUCCCGGGCUCGCUCGAUGCUUUUUCGUGGACUUCGACUCCGACGCCUGAGUCCAGCAUCUCCGUGUGCAAGUCACUGCGCUGUGCCACUCCCUCGGUUGGCGUUGCGAAGGUUUGCCACAUUCAUCACAAUCAUCACCGGAUUUCAAACUCCGACAAAACCGAAGACGGGGUGCGAGCUUCGCUCUUGGAUGAGCUACAUGAGAAGUUCCACCUUAUUCUCCGGUAUAAGCAGCUUCGGCUGUCGAAGGAGUACCUUCUAGAUCCAUCCAAAGUUAGCCUCCGAACAGGGCUCGUCGGGCGAGACCCGAGACAUGGUGCUGUGCUGCGGUGACCGUUGAGAG
This is a messenger RNA of Aspergillus fijiensis CBS 313.89, 643 nucleotides long. RefSeq lists its product as uncharacterized. The transcript is spliced from 2 exons. The coding region runs from base 101 to 562 and encodes 153 amino acids. NCBI's taxonomy places the organism in Eukaryota, Fungi, Ascomycota, Eurotiomycetes, Eurotiales, Aspergillaceae. The record is from RefSeq and is a predicted model, not a curated record.